CAUGUAGAGCUUAUAACAUGUGAGGGACGACAAAGAAUGUGACCCUCUCAAAUGACAGCUAUUGGUGGUGGCUCAUAACAUAUGGUGCCAGGGAACAACAAUACUGUUCCCCAUUACAGAACAUGAAGCAGCAAGUCAGCGUUGCCAUUAUUUUGACCACGUUUUAAAGUAGACAGAAAUAAUGUUGUUACCUUACUAGCUGCUUACCCUCUAUUCGAAGACUCAGGACAUUGGAUACCUCAGAUUUUAUGGGAAAAUAACACAAAAAUGAAUCUUCUAGUUUUUGUUUCUCAUCUUCUAAUCAUUCUAGCAGGUAAGCCAUAUUCUAACCAUGCAUGUUGGCUGACUGACUGUUCUGUCGGUUAUAACAUACCUUUGCCAGGAUAUUUGAGGUGAUAGUCUAUCCUAAACCAAUAUUUGAAUAUCUUACAAAUCUAGUUAAUUAAUCAUGGGAUAUCUACAUCAGAUAAUUUCUCAUUGAUUCUUAGUAAUGCUUUAUCCUUUAGUUAACUAUAAGAUUUCAAAUCUUACUUGAGGUAUAUCUUAGCUAAGCUAGUGACUGUUGGAUAUGUUGGAAUAGUUUAAAAGGCAUCCAGCAUUAGGCUCUGUUGAUUGACAGGGGCAUGUGUGUGCUAUCUAUCAGUGUUUGACUCCACAAGUCGAUAGUUUCGUGAAAUACACUGUAUAUUUGCAGCCAAUCUUCAUCGAUUUACUGUUUUGAAUGUCUCAAAACGUCUUUCAAGCUUUCGGGGGUGUGCUCUUGCACAAACUAGGCUUCAUUUCAAGGGCAGGUGGGAAAAUGAAACGGGAUACCGCUCUGGCAUAGGUCAAAUAUGUAACGGAACUAGCGGAUGGCAUGUCUGAAACACUAUCUGUAUUGACGGAGUUCUCAUCUCUAUCACCUUCAGCAUCCCACGAUGAUAGUAUACCACUGGUCUAUAACAGUGUAUGGUCAAGUAAUUAAGGAAGGAAGGAUGAGAAGGAAGGAAGGUCUGAGGGAAGGAAGGAGGGAAGCCCUUUAAUACUAAAUAUACUAUUUGCACUUACAUUAACCACUGCCUAUCAGUCUUCUGAUGCUGUAAACCCCAAAUCUCUCAAACUGUACCAUGCGAGCCAUACACCAAGCUGUCUCUGUGUUCCUUGUAGGUUCUGCCUGGGGCUCUGAUGAUGAGACCCGUCUGGUGAAAACUCUGUUCACUGGCUACAACAAGGUGGUGCGUCCUGUCGCUCACUUCAAGGACCCAGUGGUGGUUACAGUUGGCCUGCAGCUCAUUCAACUCAUCAGUGUGGUAAGAAAGAUGUCACAACAACCCAUAUCAACCAAUAUUUAUCAUGCAAUUCACAUCACUGUGAACACUAUGUAGAAACUAAAAUCAAUUAUCUUUCUCUACAGGAUGAGGUCAACCAGAUUGUUAACAGCAAUGUUCGACUGAAACAGGUUUAUAAAUAUAUAAAUAUAUAAAUAUGAGAUUAAAGUAUUUUUCUUUCUGGCUAUUUUGUAAGAGAGUAAUUACAAGGAAGUUGUAAGUAUGGUUAAUUAUUAGAAGGAAUUACAUAAUUAUUUCUGAAGAUACAGUAUAAAAUCCCCAUAAGAAACUGUAAUAAAACAUUAUCUGAAAAAUUCCCUAUUGAAAUGAUCCCUCUUUGUCAAUUUAAUCUGAAUCAGACUUCAUUUCAGGAACUUCAAAUAAUCUAUCUGAUAUUUUCUAUUUAUGCUCUUUGUACUCUGUACCGUCAUUUUCCAGCAAUGGAAAGAUGUGAACUUGCAAUGGAAUCCUGAGGAUUAUGGUGGAAUCAAAAAGAUAAGAGUGCCUUCCACUGACAUUUGGCGCCCUGACCUCGUUCUCUAUAACAAGUAAGAUUCAGGCCAUAUUUGCAUCAAAUGUCUUUAUUUUUUACCGUUCUCUCAUUGAUAUUUUCUGUGAUAAAAUGUCACCAGACAGACAGACUGAAUGUGAUGAUGGUUUCAUGAUGUUUGUCACGAUCGUCAUACAUAGAGGAGGAGGACCAAGGCGCAGCGUUGAAUGUGAACAUAUUAUUUAUUUGAAUGAUCACCCGAUCAAAACAACAAAACAACGACGUGACAGUCGACGGUCAAUACACAACCAAACACGAACAAAAACCCACAACACCCACAGGAAAACAUACAGAUUAAAUAUGGCUCCCAAUCAGAGAUAACGAGCCGACAGCUGACACUCGUUACCUCCGAUUGGGAGUCAUUGACCAAACAUAGAAAUGCACCCAACAGAAAUACAAACAUAGAAAUACACCCAAAUAAUGAACACACCCUGGCUCACUAUACAGAGUCCCGGAGCCAGAGCGUGACAGUACCCCCCCCUAAAGGCGCGGACUGCGACCGCGCCUCAAUACGGGCUAAACAAGGGAGGGCUGGGUGGGCACACCUCCUCGGCGGUGGCUCUGGCUCCGUCCUUGAUCCCCACCUCCUCUCCAACCCCCCAAAGUACCCCUGGUCCUGUCCAGCCCCGCUGGCCGGAGCCGGACCGACGACACGCGCCCCUGGCCUGAUGCGUGGAGGAGGAACGGGCCGGACCGGGCUGACGACGCGCACCACUGACCUGGUGCGGGGAGCUUGGAUGGGCCGAACUGGGCUGGCGAUGCGCACCACAGACUUGGUGCGGAGAGCAGGAACGGGCCGGACAGGGCUGACGAAACGCACCACAGACUUGGUGCGGAGAACAGGCACGGGCCGUGCCGGACUGACGCCGCACCCCACUGGCUUGGUGUGGGGAGCAGGAGCGGACCGAGCCGGGCUGUCGAAGCGCACCCCUGACUUGGUGCGGGGAGCAGGAACGGGACGAGCCGGGCUGGCGACGCGCACCACAGACCUGGUGCGGAGAGCAGGAACGGGCAGAGCCGGGCUGACGAGACGCACCACAGACUUGAUGCGGGGAGCAGGAACGGGCCGGACUGGACUGACGACGCACACCACUGGCUUGGUGCGGGAAGCUUGGAUGGGCCGGACUGUACUGGGGACACACACCACUGGCCCCACACUGGGAUCUGGAACGGGCCGGACCGGACUGGCAACACACGCCAGUACCUCUCGCCGUGCCUCCACUUCCUCCAUCCCCUCUUUGACCAGUGGCCCCCGUAACCCGGCGGCCUUCUCCAGCAACCCACUGGGCCGCUCUAUCGCGGCCUCCUGCUGGUCCGACGUCUCGAGCCCCCCCUAAAAAAUUUCGGGGCGUCUCUCCUACCCGUGGACCAGGUCUCCAUAGACCUCGCCAGCCUCUCGCCCUUCUGCCAUAGCGUCAAGCCCUUCUCCUCCUCACUCGGCUUGACCCAGUCCAGGAGGCGAAGGAGAUCUGUGAGGGAUCUCCCUGGCGACGGCUCCUGGACACGCUGCUUGGUCCCAUCUUGGUGGGUUUUUCUGUCACGAUCGUCAUACAUAGAGGAGGAGGACCAAGGCGCAGCGUUGAAUGUGAACAUAUUAUUUAUUUGAAUGAUCACCCGAUCAAAACAACAAAACAACGACGUGACAGUCGACGGUCAAUACACAACCAAACACGAACAAAAACCCACAACACCCACAGGAAAACAUACAGAUUAAAUAUGGCUCCCAAUCAGAGAUAACGAGCCGACAGCUGACACUCGUUACCUCCGAUUGGGAGUCAUUGACCAAACAUAGAAAUGCACCCAACAGAAAUACAAACAUAGAAAUACACCCAAAUAAUGAACACACCCUGGCUCACUAUACAGAGUCCCGGAGCCAGAGCGUGACAAUGUUUUCCCUUUUCCCCUGUGCGGAGUGGGUGAGAGCUCACAUAGCUUCAGGCUAAAUCUGGCUUCUAUAUCACAGGUUCCCCUCACACCAUAUGCUGCGUCUGACACACUGCUGUUUGGCCCUGCCAUCACAGCAUCCACACAGGCCAACCAACCAGCUCCUAUGCCACAGCAACCUGUACCAGUCUCCGCUCUGGUUGGUUGGCCUGUGUGGAUGCUGUGAUGGCAGGGCCAUGCCAAGCCCCAGGAAGUGAUGUCCCUCUGUGUUAACAUUAUCUCCUGUGCUGAUGCCCGUGUAUGUGUGUGCCCGCAGUGCUGAUGGUGACUUUGCCAUUGUUCACGAGACCAAAGUGCUGCUGGAGCACACUGGCAUGAUCACAUGGAACCCCCCUGCCAUCUUCAAGAGCUACUGUGAGAUCAUCGUGUUGCACUUCCCCUUCGACCUGCAAAACUGCAGCAUGAAGCUGGGUACCUGGACCUAUGAUGGCAACUUGGUCGUCGUCAAUCCCGUAAUAAUCAUCAUCACUAUUUUGUCCUAUUUCUCUAAUUGAUCCCCUGUGAUACAGUUGGCUAUGAACAUACAGCCAAGUGCUGAUUUAACAAAUGAUUCUAAAAGCAUUACAAAACACCCCGUCCUAAAACUUGCCAGUAAGGUUGAGCCCUUUCUGAUCAGUUGCUUCCAUAUUACAUUUGUAUUACCUGUCUCCACCAGGACAGCGACCGUCCUGAUCUAAGUAACUUCAUGGAGAGUGGCGAGUGGGUGAUGAAGGACUACCGCAGCUGGAAACACUGGGUGUACUACGCCUGCUGCCCUGACACGCCCUACCUGGACAUCACCUACCACUUCCUGAUGCUGCGGCUGCCCCUCUACUUCAUCGUCAACGUCAUCAUCCCCUGCAUGCUCUUCUCCUUCCUCACUGGCCUCGUCUUCUAUCUGCCCACUGACUCUGGUUGGUAUUGCAUCUCUUCAAUCAUUUUGUCAUCAUAGCUGCGACAUUCAUCGUUUAUGUAGUGGUUGUGAAGUACCUGCAUCAGCUGGUACAACUACACGCUUGUCCUCCUAACUGUCUCUGGGCGUCAGAAGUUCCUAGUAGCUACAUUAGCUGUAACAGUGAUGUGUCUCGGCUAGCCUCUGGCCCUGUUCCCAGUGUGGAGGCCUGCCUCAUUACCCAGAGACCCUGUGUACUGCCAUGUCUGUGAGCAGGCCUACCUUUAAUGUAUAAUACAUCACUGGCUGCCUAACUCAGAAAGGGCUGCUGCUACGGUAUGAUGCUGUGGAGGGGCUGUGAUGCAAAAUGGAAGUCCUCUGAGUUAACUGAUUCGACUGAACAGCAAAAACAACACAUAGCUCACAUUCUACUGUAGAAUCUCUGUGAAUACGUUUUGGGCACACAUCCCGGCAGCCCUAGAGGGGGGACGUGAAGAAUAGCAGGAAAUUAGCUUUAAAUUAUCUUAGCCUCAUUUAAAAAUGUGUAGAAUAGCAUGAGAUUAGCUAUAAAAUUGGGGGGUUGGGGCUUGCUCAGACCUUGCGGAGGGCCCCUGCGAAACCGCAUACGCCACUGGCUUCUGGGUGUGAAGUUGUUCAACUAAAAAUAACACAUACUCGGAAUUCUAUUGUCUGUGUGCCUGUGUGUCUGUUUGCUUACGUGAGGUUGUUUGUGUAUAAGCCUAUGUGUAAGGAAGGCUACAUGGGAUGGGACAAAUUAAAAGACUCAUUUCUUUACUCCUGCUUUUAGCUAUGGUAAGGCAAUAUUGUUCAGGCUCCAACUCACAGUUAUUUUUUAUAAGCAGAAUUCCUGCCCAUCUAAUGGAGGGCUGAGAGAGGUCGGAGGAGCUCAAUUGGACCAAGCCUAUAAGAGUCGUAACAGAGGCUACUCCUCCCUGUGGUCAGAAUGAGUUAGUGCCCUAAAGGGUGUGAUGGCACUGACUGCCAGAGGAACAAUAUGUCAAACCUCUAACCUCAACCCCCAUGAUGACUGUCCUGUGUCUCUGUGAGUCAGUCUCUUGCUAUCAGUCUCUCUCUGAAGCUGCAGUGUGCAGCGAUGCAGAAGAUCAAUUAUCAUAAUGAUCACUUCACUCACUUCACACCCUCUUGUAAUUAAUCUGAGAGAAGGGGACCAACCAGAGGGGGGAUGACUAUUUAUUGAUUUUUUUUUUCAAUUCAAUUGUAAAGGGUGUCAUGGUUGAGUUGCACUGGAGCAAUGGUGUGACUGUAGUAUUUGCUUUACCCAUUCUUACCUAGUUAUUAACUGCUCUCACAGUUGUCUGUGUGCUGUAUGAAUGACUGAUUUAGUAUGUGACAAUUAUAAUUGUGAAAAUUAUAACCUUAUGUCAUAAUGGAACAUAGUUUGCAUUCAUCGCAAGCUCCAAUUGUGCCUUUCUUCAUAGAUGAAUGCUUCUGUGUGCGUCUGCUUUUGUGGACCUGAGUGUUGUGAACAUGUGUGUCCUCAGGUGAGAAGAUGACUCUGAGUAUCUCUGUCCUGCUGUCUCUGACUGUGUUCCUGCUGGUCAUUGUUGAGCUCAUCCCCUCCACCUCCAGUGCUGUACCACUCAUCGGGAAGUACAUGCUCUUCACCAUGGUCUUCGUCAUAGCCUCCAUUAUCAUCACUGUCAUCGUCAUCAACACCCACCACCGUUCCCCCAGCACUCACACCAUGUCUCCCUGGGUUCGCAAGGUGGGCACAGCUGGCACAUUUCUACCAAUGGGUUUUUGAAAUCUAAAAAUCAUAUGAACGGUCUUAGAGUGUCUUAAGUUUGAAUAGCAUGGUGCUUUGCUAACAAUAACAUUUGGGUUCAUUUGCAUUGUAAAUGACAUGACACAGCCACAGGAUGACUUGUGCAUUCUGAUUUGUGAAUGUUAUGAGUGUGUGAGAGUUUAGAAAUGGAUGUAUUUUUAAGUAUACAGAAUUCACAAAUUGUUCAUGAGACAACAUGGCAGAUACACUGUGGUAUCAAGUCUACAUAAAAGUACCCCCCAAAAAUGUGCCCUCCCCAGUACUGCCAUCUAGUGACAGAAUAUAGAUGAUUGAAGUUGUUUACUGUAUAACUGUUUAUUGUUGACUGUAUUUUCUGCUUUGACCAUGAUAUUGUUAGAUUGAGGAGCCAGAUAAGUAUCUGAAUUAAUAUGAACAUUAAUUUGCCUUUUGGCACAUUGUAUGUAUUUUACCAGUCUUAGUAUAACGUCCUCUCUUAUUUUUUCAUCCCAGAUUUUCAUUGACACCAUUCCCAACCUCAUGUUUUUCUCAACAAUGAAACGUCCUGCAAAGGAGAAACAGGAUAAAAUAAUCUAUGGUGCUGACUUUGACAUCUCAGACAUCUCAGGCAAACCCACCCCUACUGCAGUCACUUACCAGUCCCCCAUCACCAAGAACCCAGACGUACGCAGUGCUAUUGAGGGGGUGAAGUACAUCGCUGAGACCAUGAAAUCUGAUGAGGAGUCCAACAGUGUAAGACUCUGGAAUUAAUUUCCAUCCUUCCCACAGAUUUAUCCUUAAAGAUAUCUGUUUACGUGUUUCUAACUGCUCUCCUCUUUCCCCAGGCUGCUGAAGAGUGGAAGUUUGUAGCCAUGGUGCUGGAUCACAUUCUGCUGUGUGUGUUCAUGGCGGUGUGUAUCAUUGGCACACUGGGGGUGUUCGCAGGCCGUCUCAUUGAGCUCAGCAUGACGCCCUAGAGGUCUGCGGUGUGUUAUGUAUAGUGCCAGACGUUUUUAUUGACCUGACCCUGAAAAGAUCUGGGCCCUAGUGACUCUAAAAGUUAAAUAUUGCUGUAUGAAGACUGUUUUUGACCGUCAUGUUAAUCAGUAUAAACAUGAAUUAUUAUUGGGUGGUUUGCAAUUAGCUCAGAUUGCUGGGUGCAUGCAUGUUUAUCCAUAUUUUCAUUAAUGUGUAUUAUAGAGCAGUUGAUCUGUGUGACCAUUCUAAUCAAGUUUUUUGUAAUCAAGGUAUUUUUUGUAGUUCCUCAAUGUAUUUUGUUAUAUGUUUUCAUUAAUCUUUAAUACAGUAUUUAAAUAAAGCUUAUA
Messenger RNA from Coregonus sp. 'balchen', 7762 nucleotides. The record is from the annotation of a GenBank genome assembly. Lineage: Eukaryota; Metazoa; Chordata; Actinopteri; Salmoniformes; Salmonidae.